Messenger RNA from Magallana angulata, 2002 nucleotides. RefSeq lists its product as uncharacterized. Lineage: Eukaryota; Metazoa; Mollusca; Bivalvia; Ostreida; Ostreidae. The transcript has 10 exons. The record is from RefSeq and is a predicted model, not a curated record. Bases 227 to 1873 code for a protein of 548 amino acids.
AGGGAACAGCCGGGUAGGCGACAGUUUCAAAUGUAAUUACUUGUUUAUGUUCUUAAUGGGAAAUCACGGAUGAACGCACUUUGUUUUCCCUGAAUUUUAAAAACAGGCCGUAAAGAAUGGCUGGCCGGGUCAGAGGUCUGCGGACAUCAGUCACCUUCCGUUUACACUUGUCAUAUUGAACACGACAAUUUGUACAUGUCUAUAGUACGAUGUCCACCGAGCAGCCAUGGAAAAAGAAGUGAUUGUUUUACUGAGCUUGGUAGCGAGGCUCUGUAGUUGGGUUGAAUGUGAGGGGGCGGACACCGAGGUUAUUAUACUGGACCAGAGCCAGUCCUGGGGGGAUGGACACAGAGAGUGUCACGACAGAAACGGUUCACUGCUCACCCAGGAGGAAGCCGAGUCUGUGGACUGGAACACGAUGUUUAACGGCGACCAAUCAGAACAGGAGUUGUGGACCGGGAUGCACCAGUACCAGUCGGAUUGGUUGGGCGCCAUUGGAUGGGUUCGCGAUAGCAGUAUAAGGAAUGUCGCUGGAGUUACUUUUGAGAUGGAUAUCUCGUCUCCAGGCGCUUGCCAAGAGUUAUGUCGAACGUCAUUGUAUGCAAUAACGAAUGGUUCGACUUGUCUUUGCAUACCUGACAGCAAUAAUCAAGCCUUCACUAUAUACUCGAACAGAGCGUCAAGUUGGAAGCAGUGUGAUAAUUCAGAGACACCAAAUACCUGCGGAGGAAAACAAAUUGACUAUGACAUUGCAAGUCUGUACGGGGAUCUAGAAUACGUAUUACAAGGUGUGACCGUCAGCGAAACAGACGGGCACUGUGCCACGGCAAGAUGCAGUUCUACGUCAGGUUCUCCGACAGUCCAGGGCUAUGACUGUCAGGCAAACCUCCCAUAUAAUUGUGAACAAUCAACUGAAACGAGUCGCAGUACCUGGGACCAAGCCUAUGAGAGCUGUUUGACCGUCUCUUCUCUCUAUGUCACUCAAAUAUCAUGGUGUUCAACAUUUGUACAAACACCCCGCAUGGCAAGAACAAGUUACUGGGUUGGACUAAAGAGGCAGAACUAUACACGGAGCGACAGGGGCGACGUCGAAUUCAACUCGGUUCAAAAAUGUCAAAGCUGUAACACUUCCGGAAGUUGUGAAUUUCAAACAGAUUGCCAAAGCGUCAAAAAACUGGUCCCCUGUAAGGUCCCCGCUUCAGACACACCAACAACCACGCUCCAGACAAUAUACCUAGAAACAGCGGCAACAACCUCUGAUCAAUCAACAAGGGAGAUAAUUUCGGCAGUAAAAACCCCAGAAGAUGACUUUCCCUUGCUAUUGGUGCUGUUUGCUGCGAUAGGUGGCGCUGUAGUGAUUCUGCUGCUGGUGAUUUCUGUCGUUACCUGUGUCAGAUUAAGAAGUAAGAGGAACAGAAAAAGAACUGACAAUUCUGUACCUAACGGUGGCGACGCAACGACACAGAGGCAAAACACUACAAAUGACCUUAACCUUAAAGAUUUAAACCACCGAGGUCAAGGAUAUUCAGACCGAGACACAUACGAUCACAUUGAAAGCAAAGGACCAACGAAUGGAAGAGGCGAAGGUUCAAAAUCAGACAACCAAAAUAUUUACCACCAUCUCCGGACGAAAACCGACCGGAGCGAUGAAUCCGAAAAUAACAUGUAUGACGUCAGUGGUGGGAAUGGUCGGAAUGGCGAAGAUAUUUAUAAUCAUCUCAGAGAAGGCUCAUCAAAUGAAUUACUGAGUGAGAACGAGUAUGACGUAGGAGGGUGUAGCGGUAAUGAGGACCCGGAAAUAUACAACCAUCUCCAUAGUGAUUCUUUUGUUGAAAAUUCUGACAAUAAUUACAACAUGUAUGGGGUAAACUAGUUAUCGUCUUUCUUAUGGUAAUGGUUUUAAACCCAGAGAGAGAGAGAGAGAGAGAGAGAGAGAGAGAGAGAGAGAGAGAGAGAGAGAGAGAGAGAGAGAGAGAGGAAUGAUUCUGUUUGUUAUGAUAAA